AUGUCUGACCCAACGAUCAAAGGACUUCCUCCACCUCCUGUCAAAUACGAUGGAUCAGAUUUCCGAAUUGCCAUUGUUCACGCUAGAUGGAACGAUGCUAUCAUCAAAGCUCUCGUACAAGGAACAAUCAAUAAAUUAAAAGAACAAGGUGUUAAACAAGAGAAUAUCGUAGUGAAAAGUGUACCUGGUAGUUUCGAAUUACCUUUUGCUACCAAGCAACUUAUCGAAGCUGGAAAAGUACAAUCUUCCAAUGCAGCUCCAUCAAUGAUAGCAUCGACUACCAACUUGUUAUCACUCAUUGAUAACAGUUCGUCAUCUCAAUCUACUCCCAAACCAUCUUCUUCGGGGGGUUCAUCAGCCUCCACAGCGCCUUUCGACGCUGUUGUUUCUAUUGGUUGUUUGAUCAAAGGGUCAACAAUGCAUUUCGAAUAUAUUUGUGAUGCCGUCAGUCAUGGUUUGAUGAAAAUCCAACUCGAUACUGGAACACCAGUUAUCUUCGGUGUUUUGACAGCUUUAACUGAUGAUCAAGCUCUCGAAAGAGCUGGUUUAGGUAGAGGUGAAAAAGGUAAAGGGCAUAACCACGGUGAAGAUUGGGGUUUAGCAGCUGUCGAACUCGCUGCUCAAAACAGAGAUUGGGUCAAGGGUGUACUUUAG
Molecule: messenger RNA, 654 nt
Organism: Kwoniella shivajii
Lineage: Eukaryota; Fungi; Basidiomycota; Tremellomycetes; Tremellales; Cryptococcaceae
Product: 6,7-dimethyl-8-ribityllumazine synthase
Exons: 3
Coding region: 1-654 (217 amino acids)
Biological process (GO): riboflavin biosynthetic process
Cellular component (GO): mitochondrial intermembrane space; riboflavin synthase complex; intracellular anatomical structure
Molecular function (GO): 6,7-dimethyl-8-ribityllumazine synthase activity
Source: RefSeq, a predicted model, not a curated record